CUGUACACACCAUUAGUCUGGGAGACCAUCAGCUGAGCCACAGAAGGGGUAACCUAACAGCCUCAGGAAGAGAGAACCAUGCAUUUAAUUAUGGAGUCCAGAGCACUAAUUAUCCUUUUAGUCUUCCUGCAAUUAUCCGUUUCCUCCUCACUUCCUGCCAGAAGCAAGCGCCACGUUGAUGGGAUGUUCACCAGUGAAUUCAGCCGCGCCAGGGGAUCAGCUGCUAUACGCAAGAUCAUCAAUUCUGCUCUUGCUGGGAAAAGGGAUGUUGAGGAGAAUUACCAAAUAGACACGCCAGAUGUGGACUAUCAGAAGAAAAUUCUAAAUGAACUUGUAUAUAACAGUCUACCAGAACUAAGGUCAGAGGAGAGGCAGCUGACAGAACAAGAAGCAGCAGAAGAUCUACUAUGUUCUGCCAUCCUGUAUAUGCUUUACAGGCCACCCUACCAGCCGCUACCCGCACACAGUGCUCAGGUACCAAAACAGCUCUGCUUAGACAGCAUCAAAUACAGCCUCUACACACAGUUUUUACUUUUUUGCUGUUUUUAA
Molecule: messenger RNA, 549 nt
Organism: Xenopus tropicalis (tropical clawed frog)
Lineage: Eukaryota; Metazoa; Chordata; Amphibia; Anura; Pipidae
Gene: sct
Product: secretin
Exons: 5
Coding region: 79-549 (156 amino acids)
Biological process (GO): signal transduction
Cellular component (GO): extracellular region
Molecular function (GO): hormone activity
Source: RefSeq, a predicted model, not a curated record